AUGGGUGGUGGUGGCGGCAGCGUUAGUAACGCGAAUGGAGGUGUUCCGGCGUCUUCGAGGAAGGUUAUUCAGGAUUUGAAGGAGAUUGUGGAGUGUUCUGAGUUAGAGAUUUAUGCGAUGCUUGUUGAGUGCGAUAUGAAUCCUGAUGAAGCUGUUAAUCGUCUUCUCUCUCAAGAUACUUUUCAUGAGGUGAAGAGUAAACGAGAGAAAAAGAAAGAGACUAAAGACCAUGCAGACUCCUGGACGCGUAAUGUCCCGAAUCGUGGAGCUAGAAGCGGUAAUGACAGUUACAAUACCUCUCGAGGUGGCAGAAACAAGUAUAAAUCUAAUGAGACAGGAAAAAUUCAAGGUGUACCUGUGAAUAGAAGAGAAAACGGAGCACGUAAUCAUUUGGCUGGAUCUUCUGCAUCAUCUGGUUUGCUUGGACGCCUACCUGGUUUGCUUAGACGCCAACCACCAUCAAACAGUGAUCUUCCAAGCUCUAAAGUCAAGAAAGCACCAACGACCCCCAGUGAUGCAGUUACUUUGUCUUCGUUGCCUUUUCCUGCGUAUCAAUCAGCUUGGGCUAGCGCUAACCCUGGGCAAAGAACUAUGGCUGAAAUUGUGAAAAUGGGUAGACCUAACCUGCAGAAGAAUGUCGCUUUGCCUCGUUCAUCAGAGGCUCAAGAGAGCAGCAGUAAAGCCCCUUUGAAGGAUGAAUGCCCUUCAAUUGAGAAGCAAGACGUUUCUUAUCUAUCAUCCUCUGUCUUGAAACCAUCUGCUGAAUCUAAGAUUUCUUCCGACCAAUUUAGUGAGUCUCAACAUUUGGAUGAGACUCUUUUGGAUGACAUCCACCGCGAAACAAAAACUUAUCCAACUGGGUCUCCUCCUGAUGUGGAUCACAAUCCGCUAGCUUCAGUAUCAAGCAGAAAUUUGGUUGACGAUGAAUCUAGAGAUUCCUUAGUAUGUGACGAUGAAAAUAACAAAGCUGAAAGACAUUCUUAUGAGGAAAAUCAAGAUGAAGAUGUUUCUACUUCUGUUGCUACUGGUUUUCAGCAACUAACUAUUUACAAUGAAGAAGAGCAGGAAGCAUUACCAAAGGAAGAAAAACAUGCGGUGAUAAUCCCCAAUCACCUGCAAGUCCAUACCUCGGAAUGCUUGCACUUAAUGUUCGGUUGUUUUUCUUCUGGGAUAGGAUCUGGUCAACCUAGUGCCUUGAAUGAUAACUUGGAAGAACCACUAGUAGCAGAGGAUGAUUCAUCAUUCAGACAUCCCGACACUAACUUCUAUGGAGAAGAAGAAGCAGAACAGCCGAGAAAUGCUGUUACAAAUGAACAAGUGUCUUAUCAAAUCGAUUCAAGUUACAGAUUUGAAAACAACCAACUGUUCCAUCCUCCAUCAGAAACAAAUCCUCAGAGGCAGAAUCUCGAUACCUACCCCAACAUAAUGCAGCAAGGAUAUACAAGUUCGUUACCCAACACUCUACUCCCAUCAGGCAUUCAAGAUGGAAGAGAAUCUAAUCUUCACUACUCGCCUUUCACAACACUAUACAACACUGAAAUUUCCAUGGCCGAGGCACUAAGAGCUGCGAGUAUUUCACCUCAAAACGCAAUACCCAGUGCAGGACAGCAAGCAGCAACUCUUGCACAACAUCUUGCCUUAAAUCCCUACUCUCAUCAGCCUGAGAUGCCUUUAGGACAUUAUGGCAAUUUGAUAAGCUACCCAUUCAUGGCACAGUGUUACAACCCUUUCAUGCUUUCAGCUUUUCAACAAGUGUUUCCUACUGGUAAUCAUCAGUCUUUAGUUGAUAUGCUUAUGCAAUACAAGACUCAAACAACCGCUCCUCCUGUUCCUCCUCCCUCUGCCUAUGGGUUCGGUGGAGGCGCUGUCUCAAGUAAUAACUUCCCUUUGAAUCCCACAAGUGCUGCAAACUCCUACGAAGAUGUCUUGAGCUCACAGUUUAAUGAGAGCAACCACUUGGCAUCAUCUCUUCAGCAGCAGAACGAAAAAACAACAGCAUGGCAUCAAGGACAACAAGCCAACUCGCGAGUGGUUCCAGGAAGCGGAUAUUACAGCUACCCUGGUCAUCAGAAUCAGCAGCCUCCCGGUUUCCGUCAAGCCCAACAACUGCAACAUCAGCAGCAGUCGUCUCAACAACAACAACAACAACAACAUUAUGGAGGACAUGGGUAUGUGAGUCCUUACCAUUCACAAGCUGUAAUGUCACUAGAACAUCUUCAUCACCAAUACCAACAACAGCAAAACGCUAGAGACGCGUCGAAACAGUCCCAACAAUAGUUAUGGCCCAACAACUACUGAUGAAAAGCAAUCCAUUCAAAUCCUUCUUUCCCCCUUAUUUUCAUCUCUCAUUCCAGAGCAGCGAUGGGAUGAUUCCGUUGUUUGAAAAUGGCGUUGUGUUGUGUGUGUGUUUAAGGUUCAGGGUAGGGUCUUAUGAGAGGGUUUUGUGAGAGAACCUUCAAUGGGUUAACUUGUUUACUUGCUAACCUUCUUAUAUUACUAAAAAGAACUCUAUUUUUCU
Arabidopsis thaliana (thale cress) is the source of this 2518-nucleotide messenger RNA. Its product is annotated as Serine/Threonine-kinase, putative (DUF1296). NCBI's taxonomy places the organism in Eukaryota, Viridiplantae, Streptophyta, Magnoliopsida, Brassicales, Brassicaceae. The record is from RefSeq and is marked reviewed. The coding region runs from base 1 to 2277 and encodes 758 amino acids. The transcript has 10 exons.